AUGGCGUCUGUACUCCUGGCGCCAUUCAAGCCACUGACUCUUCGAAUCAAGGUCCUGGGUACCCUGACUGCCACACGCCUGACGUCGCGUAACUUCAAAGGACCCUUCAACACCCAUGGAAUCGACAUCUACACACCACCCGAGGAUCCGAGCUCUAUUUACAUCGUGGCAGUCAAUCAUCUGCCCAACCCAGCCUUCUACGCAUCUGCCACUCGUCCCAAUCCGGCGCAGAUCCCCCAAGCCCGCUCGCGCCUGGAGAUCUUUCACCACAAACUCGGCUCCACCGAAGCAACUCACCUGCGCUCCAUCUGGCAUCCACUCAUCCGAACCCCCAACGACGUCUACUUCCACACCCUCCACGAGAUUUACGUCACCAACGACCAUUUCUAUCGCGAUGGCGUGAUGCGACUCAUCGAGGACCUGGCCUACGGCAAGACCGCCCCGACUGACCUGAUCCACCUGAAGAUCACGGAUCCCUUCACUCAGACCCUCAAGUCCGGCGGUGAUGUCGACGACACAGCCGGUGUGGUCGGAACCCUCGCGAACAAAGGAAUCCACAACAACAACGGUCUGGGCCACGGCAAGACCCCGUCCGAAAUCAUGAUCGGCCGGCACCGCCAUCGGCCAGCUUCUCCUGGCCGAAGUCGACCAGCAGCGAUCCAACUCCCCUGUACCCUGGACAAUCCCUCUUACUUUGCCGAUCCCUACGUGGCCAAGACCGGCAGAGAUGCCAGCGGGUAUGUACUUGCGUCCCUGGCCCAGGCCAUCGCCUUCCCGAAUGGACUCGAUCUCGUAAUGGUCAUGCUGGUCCAGCCCAGAGGUGACACCAACUCCAAAGACAAGUCCAAAGACCAUUGGACGCAAAAGGUAAUCUUCCAGGACGACGGCCAUAUUCUUCGAACCGCCAGCACAGCAGUUCUGGUCGCAAUUGACCCGGAUAUGAACAAGGGAAAAAAGCAAGCAAACCUCUUCGUGACCGGUCCAUUAGGCCACGGCGUCGUGGUCUCUCGGAUUAAACCUUGA
This is a messenger RNA of Penicillium diatomitis, 1023 nucleotides long. RefSeq names its product serum paraoxonase/arylesterase family protein. The record is from RefSeq and is a predicted model, not a curated record. NCBI's taxonomy places the organism in Eukaryota, Fungi, Ascomycota, Eurotiomycetes, Eurotiales, Aspergillaceae. Bases 1 to 1023 code for a protein of 340 amino acids. The transcript has 3 exons.